Molecule: messenger RNA, 1028 nt
Organism: Malaya genurostris
Lineage: Eukaryota; Metazoa; Arthropoda; Insecta; Diptera; Culicidae
Gene: Cpr64Ac
Product: larval cuticle protein A2B
Exons: 2
Coding region: 337-864 (175 amino acids)
Cellular component (GO): extracellular matrix
Source: RefSeq, a predicted model, not a curated record
UGUGUGGCAGUUAAACUACUUCUAAUCCUUAAACCACAACAACAUUAAAAUAGGCUUCGUACCGGUGCCGUAAGAAGAAUGUCUACGAAUGAUAGAAAAGUGUAACAUAUCUUCGAGCCGACUUUUUCCUUGUACAACUUUUCCUCCCCAGAACGUUUCGAGCAAGAAGCCGAAGCGAAGUGUAUUUAUAAGACCCGUCCAAGAAGAUUUCAUACCAUACCAAAGAGACAACCAACCCGGCGUAUUCGAUCGGAACAAUUUAAAAAAAAAGUUCACGUUGUUCUGUUGAGUAGUUUCAAGAAAAUCUGUGUAUUCGAGUUGUUGGCUGAAUUUGUCAUGUUCGGAAAGAUUUUAGCUUUUGCAGCCACGUUGGCUGUUGCGGUGGCGUCUCCGGUAUACGGUCCAGUUUCCUACGGUCCUGCUCUUUCCUACGGAUACGCAGCAAAAGCAAUUCAACCUCUUCACACGGUAGCAGUGGCCAAACCGGUGAUCGCAGUGGCUCCAUACAUCCAUCAUGCUCCUCUCAUUGCGCAUGCUCCGAUAGUUGCACCCGUCGUGAAGCACGUGGAAGCCUAUGACCCCAAUCCACACUACAGCUACAGCUACGGAGUGGCAGAUCCUCAUACCGGAGAUUCCAAACAUGCCGAAGAAACAUUAGCCAAUGGAGUAGUGCACGGUAGCUAUUCCCUGACGGAACCCGAUGGUACUAUUCGUAAAGUAACCUACACGGCAGACAAGAUUCACGGUUUCAAUGCCGUUGUUGAAAAAUCAGGUCACGCAGUCCAUGCGGCACCCAUCAUCAAGAAGGUCGUUGCUGCGGCUCCAAUCGUGCAUGCGGCUCCCUACGGCUUCUAUCACCAUUGACGAAAUCGACGCACCAAAAAGAAAAUCACCCUUUAACUCAAAUCGUGUUGUAUGAAUCGUUUAGUAUGUAAGAGUAGCAUAUAAGUCCAAUAACUUAGAGCAAAGUGUCUCCGUUCCAUUGGAAAAAACGUACAAAAACCAAUAAACUUCGAACAAAAUUCAAA